Maniola jurtina (meadow brown) is the source of this 1981-nucleotide messenger RNA. It is a transcript of the gene be2, whose product is annotated as juvenile hormone esterase-like. The record is from RefSeq and is a predicted model, not a curated record. Gene Ontology annotation, molecular function: hydrolase activity. Bases 88 to 1767 code for a protein of 559 amino acids. The transcript has 10 exons. Lineage: Eukaryota; Metazoa; Arthropoda; Insecta; Lepidoptera; Nymphalidae.
AUUCUAUGCUUCAUCUAUUAUUAUUUAACCGCGCGGUGCCAAGUUGAGAUUUCAUUCAUUUUUUGUUUCCGUCAGUAACGGUUCACGAUGUGCCGCCGGGGCGUGUUAUGGCUAUUCAAUGGAAUUCUUGUUUUUGUAUGUGCAAGUGAAAAUGUACCGCUGCGGAAGACUCCAUUGGGUGAACUGAAAGGAUUUUUUAUGAAUACGCGCGGCGGCAGGCGGAUUUCCGCAUUCACCGCUGUCCCUUAUGCAGCUCCUCCUGUGGGAGAUUUAAGAUUUAAGGCUCCAGUUCCUGUUUCCCCAUGGGAGGGAACUCGGGACGCGACCAGUGUCAGUCCCAUUUGUGUGCAGAGGAAUCCUUACAUCCGACAAGAGGAAAUCGUCGGCCAGGAAGACUGCCUCUACCUUAACGUUUACACGCCUUUUACUAACAACGAACCAAUUGCUGAGAAAGACCUUCUUCCAGUUAUGGUGUUCAUCCAUGGUGGUGGUUGGAUGUGCGGAGAUGCAACUACAGAAAUGUAUGGCCCUGAACAUCUUCUUGAUAGAGAUGUAGUUUUUGUGGCUAUGAACUAUAGAUUGGGUCCAUUAGGAUUUCUCUCAACCCAGGAUGAGCACUGUCCUGGUAACAACGGUCUGAAAGAUCAACAAGAAACACUUCGCUUUAUUCAGAAGAAUAUUUACGCCUUUGGUGGCAACAAUCAAUCUGUUACGAUAUUCGGAGAGAGUGCAGGCGGAGCUAGCGUUAAUUUCCACAUGUUGUCGGCUUCGAGCGCUGGACUAUUUCAUAAAGCGAUCUCGGAAUCCGGUACAGCAUUGGUACCAUGGGCGGAAGCUCCCCCUGGCGAGGCAAGGAGGAACGCUUUCCGUCUGGCCAAGUUUCUCGGCUGCCCGCCGUCACCCUCUGAACGAUUGAUCGAGUGUCUCCGAAACUUGGACAGCUAUGAAAUUAUAGGCACAGAAUUUUUAUUUUACUCAUGGGACUACGAGCCGAUGACAACGUUCAAAGCGGUCAUAGAACCUGACCUUCCGGGCGCCUUCUUAACGAGGAAUCCUCGCAAGCCACCUUCUUCACCGUUCGUGCCCUGGCUAACAGGACUUACUAAAGACGAGGGAUGCUUGAAAUCUGUAUGGUUAACCAAUUUCCCGAAGCGAUAUGAAGAGUUCAUAUCCGGUUUCGACACGAUAUCACCCGUCACUUUCUACUAUGAAAAUUCUCCCUAUCCAGAAGUCAUAACCGAUAGAUUGAAGAAAGAAUACUUCGGUAACGACGAACAAAGCAUUAAAGAUGGAAUCCUUAAGAUGUACACAGAUUCUUACUUCGCUUAUCCUAUGCUGGAAUCUGUAGAGCAAGCACUGAACUUCAGCAGCCAACCAGUGUACCUUUACCAUUUUGUAUACCGCGGCGCGAACAGUUUCUCCCAAAUCUUCGGUGAUCCCGCAGGAGACUAUGGUGUAUGCCAUGCUGAUGACCUCAUGUAUUUAUUCCCCAUACACUUCCUUAACAAACCCUUCACAGAAGAGGACAACAAAAUGAUGGAUCUCAUGCUUACCUUGUGGAGUAAUUUUGCUACUAGCGGGGAUCCCAGCAAACCUAUCCAACUGUCAUUUGAGUGGAAGCCGGCAACAAGUGGGAAGAAUAUGGAAUAUUUGGAAAUAGGCAAGAAGCAAGCGAUGAAAAACGAUUUAGCUUCACGGUCGAGACUAUGGGCGGAACUACCACUGUGGCACAACGUGAGAAAACGAAGAAUCACGGACGAGUUAUAAAUGGACGGAAGAAUUUUGUGGUCAACUUUUUAGUAGAUAGUUACAGUUGUGAUUUAAAACUUAAUUUAAUAUUUCAUUCCGUUACGCUAUAAGCCUUAUUGCGUUGUAAACAUUAAAAAAAACCGGUCAAGUGCGAGUCAAACUCGCCCACGAAGGUUUCCAUACCAUCGUACGAAAAUAACACUUUUUAAUUUUCAUCUUGGUCAUUUUUAAA